CCUUCUCGCGUCGCAGUCUCGGCCAAAGAGAAAAAGCCUUCCACCACAAGCACGUUUCUCAAUACCGCUCGAAAAACCAAUCCCUUUUCACUGGCUAUCGUAACGGAUCGUCACACCCUUCAACAACGUUUCCUCAACUGCUCGCCUUGCACGGUGGUUCCGCAAGCAAGAUGACUUCGGCGGGAUGCAAGACGUUCCCAAAGUUCCGGGAGUUGCCCAUGGAGAUUCAGGACCAUAUAUGGGAACUGGCCGGCCACGCACAUCCCCACCCCAAGUUCUAUCCGGGCGCGCAAUUCUUCACCAUCUACAACACCAUCACCGACGACGACACUGCCAUUGCCCACCCCAAGACCCAGGGCGACCCCUGGAAGUACCGCCUCGCGGCCCCGACGGCCGCCGUCGACCCCCGCGCCCCGGAGCUGUCGGCCUACCUCAUCGACUCGGGCCUCUGGCUGGCGUGCCGCAGCUCGUACAAGGCGGUAGGGCGCAAUUACAUGUGGGAGCGCACCUCGGACCUCAAGGUAAAGCUCGCCAGUGCCGGCACCGAGGACGAGGGCAUGACGGCGCUGUGGGAGUUUAGUCUGUACUGUCCCAGGGAGGUCCGGUUCGAGAAGACGCCCGAUACCGGCCGGUCCCUGCACUGGGCGUGUCCGCUGGUCGACCUCGUCGUCCUGCAGCCGCACAAAUACGGCUCCAUCACCUUCUUCGAGCUUGGCUCCUACCUGCCCGUCAUGUUCAACUAUCCGAUUACGGCCAGGGAUCUCCGCGUGAGGGACGUCGCGCUGGAGCUUCGUCCCGAGUGGAUCCGCGACGGCCGCCAGGGCAACGAGGCCGCCUUCACUCUCCUCGAGGGGGCGGCGAGAUGGCGGGCGGCCGACUGGGCCCAAGACAUCUGGCUCAUCGACUACGGCAUCAAGCGCAUCGCGGGCGCGCCUCUCCGCUCCGAUAGGCGACGCUUCAUCGGCAACAGGUGCCGGUUCGUCGAGGUGCGGCUCAAGGACGCACAAUGGGAGUUUUCGACCGUCGUCGACUCAUACAACCUUGUCAGGCGGCUCGCGAUCCCGAACCUCCAAUGGCCGCACCGUGUCAAUCGCUUCCAGGAGUCAAUGUAUCGCCAGAGGCUGUGGGGCGUCCUCGCCUGCGUCAUGGACGACGAGUAGAGAGAGCAUCAGACGUGCAUGUUGGUGCUCGUGGGAUCGAUUGCUGGUUAGGUAGGUUGUGUCAACGGGAAGACGGAAGGCAGCAUCCUCGACUUGACGAUGGGAGGAAAGAAGCCUUCUAGACGGGAGGUAGGGGGAAAGGGGGGCAAAGCUAGUAUCGGUUCAGGUGGGAGUCCA
Molecule: messenger RNA, 1337 nt
Organism: Purpureocillium takamizusanense
Lineage: Eukaryota; Fungi; Ascomycota; Sordariomycetes; Hypocreales; Ophiocordycipitaceae
Exons: 1
Coding region: 171-1160 (329 amino acids)
Source: RefSeq, a predicted model, not a curated record